GCAUCGGCAGUUGCUGCGGCAUUUUGAGGAGCCGGCCGUCAACUGAUCAGCUGUGCCCGUGUGCGAAACGCACUCUACGAACCUUGGAAUGUGCCCUCGUGCUGUAGCUGCACCUGCAGGGCUCAACUGCAGUGCGAUGUACGACACUCAUUAAGCUGUUCACAGUCAGCUGCGGAGCUACUCACCUUAACUGUACCUGUUGUCCACAAGCCUCCCUCUGUCCAUUCUACACCUCGCCACUAUCAACAACGUGUCCCAUUCAUACGUCCAGCUAGCCCUCAGAACCUCAUCAAACAUGUACGUCAGUGCUGUCCUCACACCCCCGUUAGCAAGCUCCACGGUAGUGGAUUCUUCCGAAGCGGCCCGUUUCGUUGCCUGCUUGGAAGUAUCGGAAGAGCCUACAAACAACUGGAUUGUCGAGCUAUGGUACGGCCAUAAAGGCGCAGAAUGGCAGUCGGCAGCAUUUACCCCGGCAACAUCUUCGGAGCUUACGUUGUACGAUGCGAGCAAACAAUCCCGACGCAAGAAGUGUCUGUACACACUGAUGCUAAACUCCACCGGAAACCCGAAUCCUCUCCAGUUUACACUGCGCUUCAAGCUUCAAGCUUCCCAUUCGUGGAUCUGGAUUCGGGACCAGACCCAUCUGGGAGAUGGGCAGAUCAUCUUUCGGCGGCCAGAGAUUGCAGCUUCCGUGUCGUUCGAUUCGCUCUUUUCUGAUCCGGAUUCCGCCUUGUCAGUGAAAAAGAUUCGUUCCGGUGUUGAGGGUGUGGAGCUUUUCGAUGUUGAGUCGGCAGCGCCAGCUCUUGACGAUGAGUGGAGUACCACCAACAUGGGUGCGCCGGUAUCGCUGGAACACUUCUAUGCCUUAGUGAAGAUACGGGCGCCGUGGAUGGGGCCGCGUCAGGGAACAACCAAAUUUGAUGUUGAUGAGGAUACACUCCUUGCUGGCUGGCUACGAUCGGAUGGCCGCCACGUGGUGGUUCUCGCAAUUUCGGGACUCGGUUUCACGACCAAUUACAUCCGUUCCGAGAGUGGACGAGUACUUCUGAAUGCGAGGAAUGACAGUGGCAAGCCUCAAUCCCACCGCGCUCUUGUCGCUACAGGCUUGGAUUGGCAUUCGGCUAUCAGUGCAGCGUUCGAUGAAGCUCGGAACCUGUUGAGGCAGUGGGGAGUUACCGAGGAAACUGCCCCACCAGAGAUGGAGCCAUUGUGGCGAGAAUCAUGGUAUGACGGUUUGGGAUACUGUACGUGGAACUCGCUCGGACGAGAACUCACGCAGGAUCGUGUUCUCAAUGCGCUGCAAGACUUGCACGACAAGGGCGUAUUCGUCUCGACCGUGAUCAUCGACGAUAACUGGCAGUCGCUCGACAACCAAAGGCGCUGGGAUAAAUUCGAAGCCAAUGAAUACUUUCCUAACGGUCUGAAAGGACUGACAUCCGAGAUAAAACGCCGUUUCAAGUACAUCGCGCACAUCGCUGUGUGGCAUGCCAUUGUCGGAUAUUGGGAGGGUGUUUCCCCCGAUGGCUGGAUCGCUUCCAACUACAAAUGCACGACGAUCAAGUGGCGUGGCGGACACGACGUCACUAUCGUGGACGAAACCGAUGUCGACAGAAUGUACAAUGACUUCUACAGGUUCCUGAAGAGCAGUGGUGUGGAUUCGGUCAAGUGUGACGUGCAGAGCGCUCUCUCGGACUUUGAUCACGCCGUUGACCGCAAGAGACUCGGCCAUGCCUAUCAGGAUGCAUUCAAGGUUAGUGGCUUGAGGUAUUUCCAAGCGAGGGUGAUAUACUGCAUGGCAAUGAUCCCGGACACCUUCUUUCACUCGCUGCUUCAACACCGUGGCCCAACAGUGCUGCUUCGGAACUCGGACGACUUCUACCCCGACAUCCCCGACUCACACCCGUGGCAUCUAUUCUGCAAUGCGAUGAACAACAUAUACACAUCCUAUCUGAACGUUCUCCCAGACUGGGAUAUGUUCCAAACCAGUCUCCCUGAAUACGCGGGACUGCACGCGGCCGGCCGCUGCAUCUCCGGAGGCCCCAUCUACAUCACCGAUACACCCGGUAGCCACUCCUUACCACUGAUCGAGCAAAUGGGCGCUACAUCCAUCCGCGAACCCAACCGCCUCGUCGUUCUCCGUCCCGCCGCAGCAAGUAUCCCACUAGACCCAUAUGUAGCGUACAACUCCAACCGCCUCCUCAAAGUCCGCAGCGCCUACGGUGCCGUGUCAAUGAUGGCGGUCUUCAACGUCUCCACGGACGAAAACUCCGAGCUCAUCUCCCUGAGCGAGUUCGAGAACAUCCUGGACGGGAAGGAGUACGUUGUGCGCGCGCAGACUACGGGCGAGAUCUUUGGUCCCGCGACGCCCGGUUCUGACAAGGUGCUGGUAUCGCUCACGCUGCAGGUCGCCGGCUGGGAGUUCCUCAGUGCCGUUCCCGUCACGAAACGCGCAGACUUCGAGGUCGGCGUCAUCGGUCUGGUCUCGCAGCUGGCGGGCGCCGCGGCUGUCACCCAGACUUGGAUCGGCGACGAUGGGACUCUGACGAAGAUCCAGGUGCAGCUUAAGGCGCUGGGAACUCUUGGCUUCUACAUCUCCGACCUCGAAGACAGAAACAUCGACGACAUGUUUGCCAUCCUUGCUGGCUCGCCGGUGCCGGUACAUACGGUGCAGAAGAGCAAGAGCGACAAGAGGGUGCUCGAAGUUGAUGUGGCCGCUGCGUGGAAGGAGCUGGGACUGCAGACGAGGUGGAGUAAUGAGGUUGUUUUGCAGUUUUUCUUGUAGUGAGGGAGGG
Molecule: messenger RNA, 2792 nt
Organism: Tricharina praecox
Lineage: Eukaryota; Fungi; Ascomycota; Pezizomycetes; Pezizales; Pyronemataceae
Product: glycoside hydrolase superfamily
Exons: 7
Coding region: 296-2782 (828 amino acids)
Source: RefSeq, a predicted model, not a curated record